Plutella xylostella (diamondback moth) is the source of this 838-nucleotide messenger RNA. Lineage: Eukaryota; Metazoa; Arthropoda; Insecta; Lepidoptera; Plutellidae. The record is from RefSeq and is a predicted model, not a curated record.
CUUUGACUUUGACUUUUCGCUGUUUAAUUUAAUAAUAAAUACUGGCAACACUCUACCCGCCUGAACUGUCAUAACUUUGUCACAUUGACAGAUUUGACAGUUGACUUGCUUGACGUAACAUAAAACGUAAACAAAACCGUACCGUGAAAUUUCAUGUGUUUUUGAUUAAGUUUAAUUCCACUUUAUUUUUGUUUUUUGAGAGUAAAAGCACGUGUGAAACUCUACAAAUACAUAUAAUUCCAGAUAUUUCACAAAAACUAACAUCUAACUCAAAACAACCUCCUGUAAUCCUUUUAGUAGCGAACGAAAACUAAGUGUUUCCACCUCUUCUCUCCAGUUCAGUGAAUAUCUUCUAAACUCUCUCCAUCAUUCUCCAACCAUGGCGAGUGGCAACAAGAGCGCAGCAGGACUGCGUCGCUCAGCCAUCGCUGAACGUGUGCGGCUGCGAGCAGAGUGGGCCGAGCUGAAGGGCACCAACUCUUGUAGUGAUGUGCUCCGAGGCCUGGUCAUCCUUGUUGAGGUGGGCCCCGGCUCCCGUGCACUAGCUCUCCGCUCGGCGCUGUCUGCGCUGGGCGCCUCUGUGGUGCCCAGCUGGGUGCCUCUAGUCACACAUGUGGUCUGGGCUGCUGGUGGCUGCCGCAAGGUCCGCGCCAAGGCGCGCGCGCUGGCCUGCCGCCUAGUGUCCCCGCUGUGGGUGGAGGGGUGCGCCUCGUCCGGGCGGAGGCUGCCCGAGGCGGCCUUCCCCGCGGCCACGAGGCCCUCGGACCUGCCGAGCCCUGCUACUCUACGGCGGCUGCUGGUGAGUGGGCUGGGGUUUUGGUUUAGCAGUUACAGAUAA